AUGGCUGAAUCUGGCAAUGCCCCCAGUAGCUACCUCGUGGACACGGAGGAGAAGGGGAAUGUCGGGCUUUCAUGGAAAAUUUGCAAUCUGGUUAAGUGCGCGUUAUUUCUAUUACUCUGGGUGUACUCCGCGGUAUAUCUCAUCACUACAGUUCCCAAAAGGCCAAGUACUUUCCUCGUGCCGUUGAUGCCCUACAACAAGUAUGUGAUUAAUUCGAGGGAGAAAUUACAACACAGUGAUAUAGGCAUUCAACUUGUCGGUCCCAUCGAUAAGAUAUUGACUCUAAAUCCUGAAUGGGCAACCAAUUCAAAUCCACGUAUUUUGGUUAAAGUCGAGAGCUUCAAUGCGUUGGCUAAUUUCACGGAAAUGGAAUCGGAAUCUUGGAUUAUCUUUUUGCUUACCAAACAGAAUGAAAUAAACGAAAGGAUAAGUAAACAGUUUCGACUGAAAAGCAAACCGAGUGUUAUGAGGUCCCUAAUUUACCAACAACAUCCCAAACGGGCUAAGGAGUUCGAUAUGCCGAUAAUUGGUGUGGGCUAUCACGAAUUGCAUGUAUUACUGACAAAUUAUUAUAACGAUUCAUUGGCCGUAUUUGUGGUCAUCAGUUAUAACCCGGUUAGUACGAAUAUUGCCGUUGCGGGUGGAAUAUUGCUGCUCUUAUUUUUAUAUGUGCUGAUUAUAUUGGACCUGGCGGAUAGUGCGUUUGCUGUAAUGCUGGUGGCAAUGGGCGGAAUUGGAUUGCUUUGUAUGAUGCACGCGCGACCUGAGUUGAACGAGAUAAUUUCCUGGAUUGACAUAGAAAACAUAAUGCGUGCCUUGAGCCUGAUGUUAAUUAUGCUCGUCGUGGAAAAGACGAUAAUCUUCGAUCUCAUAGUCACCAUCGUGUAUCAGCUGUCACGUGGGAAAAUUUGGCUGCUUGUACUCAUUCUGUGCUGGUCUGCGGCCAUCGGCUCUGCCUUACUCGACAAUAUAACAGUAGUGCUGCUAAUGGGCCCAGUUACGUUCCGGCUAUGUCAGAAACUAGCAUUGUGCACGACAGUGAUGCUCAUAAGUAUUACGGUAUUUGCCAAUAUCGGGAAUGCACUGUCCCCUUUAACUGCGCAGUCCAUACAUUAUAGGGAUAUCAUUUUGGAUAUCAAGAAGCAGCGGAUCAGUUAUGGCAGCUUCUUUUUGCACGUGCUUCCGGGCGUUUUUUUUAGUAUGGUGCUUGGAUCCGCAGUGCUCUAUUGUUUAAUACGGAAAAGGAUAUAUGGCAGAAGUCAAUUAUUUGGAUCUGUGUCCGCGCUUACAGCUCAUGCUGAAAGGUUGAAUAAAAUCGACGCGCAACUAAGCUACUACUAUGAAAGACGCAUUAUUCAGCUGAAGACAAUUAAGAUCGCGCAGAACUCAGAAGUAAGGCAGAUAGAUUUCCAAGAAACACUGGCCGAGAUGAAAGCCACGUGUACAGUAACUAAUUUUAAGCUGCUCAUCGCAUGCAUUGUGGCGCUCAGCUUUACCAUUGUCCUGUAUGUUCUUGAGUAUUACUUCGCCCAAACCGGCAUCUCACGAAGCUGGCUAACAAUCUACGCUGCAGUACUGUUGCUUAUUUUGAGCAACAUGGGGCAGUUCGAGUUAUUACUAAACCGAGUUGACUGGUGGUCCCUAAUAUUUUUCGCCGCGCUGCUUGUACUAUUCAGGUCGAUUCGCUAUCUGGGUAUGGAACACUUGAUUGCGAGUAUGGUUCGAAAGGUUAUAUACAGCGCAGACAAGGAUCAAAAAUUGCUUAUCAGUAUUGUAUUGAUGACAUCGAUGUCAGCUCUUGAGUCCGCUUUCAUGCCCUACUUAGGAAUGAAGUCUGCGAUGGUAAGCGAGGCCAUAAGCUUGAGCGAGAACGUCGGUUUACCUCAUUCACCACUCGUGUGGUCCAUUAUCUACGGCUGUUCUUUCGGGGAAAAUGGCAACAUGAUUAGUUCGUUCACCAAUGUGCUUGUCAUUGGCUUUGCCCACCGACAGGGCUUCCGAAUUUCGUUUUGGAAUUUCUUCGUUAUCAGUUUUCCAAUUAUGUUGACGACAGUACUGAUAGCCAAUACUUAUCUAACUAUCGCCCAUUUGUUUUGGAAUUGGCAUGAAAAACUGCCAUAA
Drosophila hydei is the source of this 2121-nucleotide messenger RNA. RefSeq names its product P protein-like. Bases 1 to 2121 code for a protein of 706 amino acids. Gene Ontology annotation, biological process: transmembrane transport. Lineage: Eukaryota; Metazoa; Arthropoda; Insecta; Diptera; Drosophilidae. The record is from RefSeq and is a predicted model, not a curated record. The transcript has a single exon. Gene Ontology annotation, cellular component: membrane.